UCACACCAAAGAAUACACACUGGAGAGAAACCCUUUGGCUGUUAUCAAUGUGGGGCGAGUUUUUCUCACUUAAGCAGCCUGAUAGGACACCAGCGGGGACACACAGGAGAGAAACCUUAUAGCUGUGAUCAAUGUGGGAAGAGUUUUACUACAUCUAGCAAUCUAACUAUACACCAGAGAAUUCACACAGGAGAGAAACCUUAUAGCUGUGAUCAAUGUGGGAAGAGUUUUACUAUAUCUAGCUCUCUGACUAUACACCAGAGAACACACACAGGAGAGAAACCUUAUAGCUGUGAUCAAUGUGGGAAGAGAUUUAUUCUACUACAAACCCUGAAAUCACACCAAAGAAUACACACUGGAGAGAAACCUUUUGGCUGUUAUCAAUGUGGGACGAGUUUUUCUCACUUAAGCAGCCUGAUAGGACACCAGCGGGGACACACAGGAGAGAAACCUUAUAGCUGUGAUCAAUGUGGGAAGAGUUUUACUACAUCUGGCAAUCUAACUAUACACCAGACCUCAGCGGAAAAACCCAGGCCCUGA
Salvelinus namaycush (lake trout) is the source of this 540-nucleotide messenger RNA. Its product is annotated as zinc finger protein 391-like. The record is from RefSeq and is a predicted model, not a curated record. The transcript has 2 exons. Gene Ontology annotation, biological process: regulation of transcription by RNA polymerase II. Gene Ontology annotation, molecular function: DNA-binding transcription factor activity, RNA polymerase II-specific; RNA polymerase II cis-regulatory region sequence-specific DNA binding. The annotation marks the transcript as partial. Lineage: Eukaryota; Metazoa; Chordata; Actinopteri; Salmoniformes; Salmonidae.